UGGCGUGGCACAUUGCAAGGCGAAAAUAUUGCAGUCAAAAUAUUUUUCAGUCGUGUAGAAGAAUCUUGGAAAAGAGAAACGGAAAUUUAUAGUACAAUAUUACUGCGCCAUGAGAAUAUACUUGGUUAUAUUGGUUCAGAUAUGAUAUCACGCAAUUCAUGUACACAGUUAUGGUUGUUGACGCACUACUAUCGUGAUGGCUCACUCUUUGAUCACUUGAAUAGAAAUGCACUCAGUCAUAAUGAUAUGAUAAGAAUAUGUCAUUCAAUUGCAAAUGGGCUAACACAUUUACAUACUGAAAUCUUUGGCACUGAGGGUAAACCAGCAAUGGCACAUCGCGAUUUAAAGUCGAAAAAUAUACUUGUGAAGCAAAAUGGUACUUGUGUUAUAGCAGACUUUGGUUUGGCAGUUACACUCUCCCAUACGACUGGUAAAUUAGAUUUUGGAGACAACCCAAAAGUAGGCACGAAACGUUAUAUGGCUCCUGAAGUUUUAGAUGAAAGUAUAAAUUUGCAGUGUUUUGAAUCGCUCAGACGUACGGAUAUAUAUGCUUUGGGUUUAGUUAUUUGGGAGGUUUGUCGACGCACAAUCUCGUGCGGCUUUGCAGAGGAAUAUAAAGUGCCGUUUUAUGAUGUUGUACCAUCUGAUCCAAGUUUUGAAGAUAUGCGGAAAGUAGUAUGCAUAGAUAAUUACAGGCCAUGCAUACCAAAUCGAUGGAGUUCUGAUCCGCUUCUUGCUGGCAUGUCCAAAUUGAUGAAGGAAUGCUGGCAUCAGAAUCCUAGUGUUCGUUUGCCUGUGCUACGCGUUAAAAAGACUAUAAACAAAUUAUCUUCCGCAGACAAAAAUAUUCGUUUUAAUUAUGAUGAAGUUUGCGUUUAAGUUUUUAAAUUAAUUUUUCAU
Teleopsis dalmanni is the source of this 900-nucleotide messenger RNA. Its product is annotated as activin receptor type-1-like. Gene Ontology annotation, molecular function: ATP binding; transforming growth factor beta receptor activity, type I; SMAD binding. The record is from RefSeq and is a predicted model, not a curated record. The annotation marks the transcript as partial. The transcript has 5 exons. Gene Ontology annotation, cellular component: plasma membrane; BMP receptor complex. Gene Ontology annotation, biological process: cellular response to growth factor stimulus; dorsal/ventral pattern formation; BMP signaling pathway. Lineage: Eukaryota; Metazoa; Arthropoda; Insecta; Diptera; Diopsidae.